AUGCCUCGAUCGAGGAAAAAGAAAACCCAGUCGUCGGCAUCCUCCUCCACCCCUUCGGAGAAUGGUGCGAACCGCAAACGUCAAGGAUGCACGGUCCAGGUCCUGUACUGUAUCCUUGCUUUGAAUGUCUGGAUCUCCGCCAAGACGGGUGAUUUCAGUCAAUUUAAGAGGAAGUUGGGGACCAUUCGAUGGAAACAAGAGCCUGCACCUCAACAAGUGGUAACCAACUUUGACAAGCCUUCGGAUUUGCUUGGGUCCAAUGCAACCGUCCAGCUGCCACCGCCAAUCGUAGGAGUCCAUCGUCCUGAUCGGGAUGCUGUCUUUGCCGUGGCACUGGGGUAUACCGUGCAGCACUUGGCACGGUUUGUGGGGUCCUUGGUGGAAACGGGAUACACCGGUGACAUUGUCUUGGGAGUUCUGCCAGAGGAACACUUGGAUCCGACUGUCCGAGAUUUCUUGUCCUGUCACAGUGGUGUCAACAACAACAAUGAGGGGGCCCAUGUGAUUGCCUAUGGCAUGGAUAUUGUCUGCCGAAAGUUCGGACGACGCACCCGGUGUCAGGCACCUCGUCUAUACGCUGACUCGACUACGGGAGACUAUAUUCCCGAUGAUCGAUUACCCCGCGAGAUUGCCCAACUUCGCUUUGAAUAUUACUGGGCGUGGUUAUUGCAAUAUAGUAGUAAGAGUCGCAUCUUUGUGGCCGAUGGAAGAGAUGUUUACUUUCAACGCAAUCCCUUUGAACUGAUACCAUCCGACAUGGACACUACCCUGUAUGUUUUUGAGGAAUACUCGCAUCCACCCCUGCGUCAUCAAAACUCCAAUCGCCUCUGGAUUCGGGCUACUCGGGGCAUGGAUGUUCUCAACCAGAUUGGUGACAAGACAGUGCUGUGUUCAGGCACUACCGUGGGAGGGUACUCGGCCAUGGAAUCCUAUUUCCGAGCCAUGGUCCAAUCCUUUGAUGAGACGCAAUGCCUCAUUCUAGGGUGUGACCAAGGUCAUAUGAAUUAUCUGGUUCACACUGGCCGGCUGCUGCAGAACUCCACGCAAAUCCAGCACAUUGAAUACGGCAAACAGGGAUCGUCACUGGUCAAUACACUGGGACUCUAUGCCAAUGAACACAAGCCACUCCGGGCGUAUGGAGUGCUGGAUAAUACUACAAAUCAAGUUCUAAACUUUGAUGGCAGUGUUUCCCCUGUGGUGCACCAAUUCGAUCGUGAGGAGGAGCUGAAAGUCAUCAUGGAACAAAGGGCCGAAGAGCUAUUCCAAAAAUGGAAUGAAUCCUUCCAUUCUUCCGCCUAG
Seminavis robusta is the source of this 1299-nucleotide messenger RNA. The record is from the annotation of a GenBank genome assembly. Lineage: Eukaryota; Bacillariophyta; Bacillariophyceae; Naviculales; Naviculaceae.